Sphaeramia orbicularis (orbiculate cardinalfish) is the source of this 1047-nucleotide messenger RNA. RefSeq names its product ALX homeobox protein 1-like. The record is from RefSeq and is a predicted model, not a curated record. Gene Ontology annotation, molecular function: DNA-binding transcription activator activity, RNA polymerase II-specific; RNA polymerase II transcription regulatory region sequence-specific DNA binding. Gene Ontology annotation, biological process: positive regulation of transcription by RNA polymerase II; negative regulation of DNA-templated transcription; embryonic skeletal system morphogenesis. Lineage: Eukaryota; Metazoa; Chordata; Actinopteri; Kurtiformes; Apogonidae.
GUGCUCAGCGCAACGGCGAUUAGGUUCUGGUUUUUUGUUUUUUUUUUUCUACUAAUAAGCGAAAGGAUCUGGGUUAAAAUGAUGGAGUUUAUGGAGGAUAAGUUUGCCUUGAAAAACCAAACGAUGAAGGCCAGCGAUUACUACAUGGACCAGGUGAUGGAGAGUCUGGACAGCGGGCAGUACUUCAGUAAGUCUGCGGCCAAAUGCGCGCAGGCCUUCGGGCUCCAGAGCGCCGAGCACCGGUCCUCCCCCUGCGGAGAGCAGAGCGGCAGUUUCGUGGUGCCUAAAGCAGAUGCUGAAGGCCUCCACUCGGACCUGGGCCGCUCCUUGGACAGCUGCUGCACUUUACGCGCGUCCCCGGUGAGCGCGACCCCGGACAAGACGGACCUGGAGGAUCUGGGGGGGGACAAGUGUGACAGUAAUGUGUCCAGCAGCAAGAAGAGGAGACACCGGACCACGUUCACCAGCGCACAGCUGGAGGAGCUGGAGAAGGUGUUCCAGAAAACCCACUACCCAGAUGUGUACGUGCGCGAGCAGCUGGCCAUGAGGACCGAGCUGACGGAGGCGCGAGUACAGGUUUGGUUUCAGAACAGAAGAGCCAAGUGGAGGAAAAGAGAGCGCUACGGACAGAUCCAACAGGCCAAAAGCCACUUCGCAACCACAUACGAUUUAUCGGUUUUACCCAGGACCGACAGCUACACACAGAUUCCCAAUAACCUGUGGGCGGGGCCUGCGCCCGGCAGCUCCAUGGUGUCGUCGUGCAUGCUGCCCCGCGGUUCGCCGCCAUGCGUCACCUCCUACUCCCACUCCCCCCGCUCCGCCGCCGGUGCCGCCGACCACGGCUACAUGAGCUUCCCCAACCAGCAGAACCAGUUCAGCCACGUCUCCCUCAACAACUUCUUCGGCGCCGACUCCCUCCUGACGCCGGGCGCCAACGGGCACCACGCCUUCGAGACCAAACCCGAGUUCGAGAGGCGUUCGUCCAGCAUCGCCGUGCUCCGCAUGAAGGCCAAGGAGCACACGGCCAACAUCUCCUGGGCCAUGUGA